AUGGUAUCUGUAAACAUUGCCCUGGCUCAGCUCAGAGUCUCCGAUUCCAAGACGUCAAACUUCAAGCGUGCCCGCGAAAUGGUCCUUGAGGCUAGCCACAGGGGAGCCCAGAUCGUGGUGCUCCCUGAGAGCUUCUAUACGCCCAUGGGCUCCAGCGACUGCGCAGCCUACGCCGAGCUCAUCGACGGCAAGCAGCUGGGCGAAGCCGCACAGGCCCUGUCGGACAUGGCCAAGGCAGCCAAGGUGUUUCUGGUGGGCGGGAGCAUCUACGAAAAGAGCGCCCAGGGCCCGGCCAUCUUCAACACGUGCACGGUGUGGAACCCCGAAGGCGAGCUGAUCCUGAAGCACCGCAAGGUCCACCCGUACGCGCAAUACCACGACGGCCACUUGACCGGCGAAGUCGACGCAAUCACCGCAGGCAGAGAUAUCAGCGAGUUUGCAACGCCCUGGGGCAAGUUCGGCGUAGCCGUCUGCAAUGACGUGCGGUAUGCGGAAAUGGCCAUGGUGUCGGCCCGCAAUGGCUGCGUAGGCAUGAUCUAUGCCGCUGCGCAUCCGGCCGGCCGGUGGGCGGCGCACUGGGAGAUUCUGCUGCGCGCGCGGGCCCUGGACAACCUGGUUUUUGUCGCUGGCUGCAAUCCGGCCAAGGAUACUAACGCUGGGUUUGUGCCGUGCGGACAGUCGAUGGUGGUGAGUCCGGUGGCCGAGACCGUGGCUGCGGCUGGUGAUGGCGAGGAGCUGGUGAUUGCUGAGAUGGACCUGGACCUGAUCCAGGCGGCCAGGAACGAAUUCCCGCUGUACCGCCAGCGCCGCUUCGACGUCUACAGGGAUGUUACUGCGGCCAACUAG
This is a messenger RNA of Linderina pennispora, 846 nucleotides long. Its product is annotated as Nit protein 2. The coding region runs from base 1 to 846 and encodes 281 amino acids. The record is from RefSeq and is a predicted model, not a curated record. Gene Ontology annotation, cellular component: mitochondrion. The transcript has a single exon. Gene Ontology annotation, biological process: oxaloacetate metabolic process; L-glutamine metabolic process. Gene Ontology annotation, molecular function: omega-amidase activity. NCBI's taxonomy places the organism in Eukaryota, Fungi, Kickxellomycota, Kickxellomycetes, Kickxellales, Kickxellaceae.